This is a messenger RNA of Pleurotus ostreatus (oyster mushroom), 960 nucleotides long. It is a transcript of the gene ALG5, whose product is annotated as dolichyl-phosphate beta-glucosyltransferase. The transcript is spliced from 3 exons. Gene Ontology annotation, cellular component: endoplasmic reticulum membrane. The coding region runs from base 1 to 960 and encodes 319 amino acids. The record is from RefSeq and is a predicted model, not a curated record. Lineage: Eukaryota; Fungi; Basidiomycota; Agaricomycetes; Agaricales; Pleurotaceae.
AUGGACCACCCACUGUUAUACGGGUUUCUGUCGCUGCUUGCCGUGGGUGUUGUAUGUGUGUACCUAGCUCUUCUUUUCUGGUCGCCGCCGCCGAUAAUAACCCGUCCUUCAGAGAAGAACUACCGAUCGCGUUUAUCUCCCAAAAAACCCAUACCGCUACCAUCACUCAGCGGACCGAGCGAAGUCGACCUGACGGUCGUGAUCCCGGCGUACAAUGAGACAUCGCGGCUUCCGUCGAUGCUCUCGACGACGAUAGACCACCUUACCUCCGUCUCUGCGAAAUCUAAGCGCACGUAUGAGAUCCUGGUCGUCGAUGACGGCUCUUCGGACGAUACGACGGCGCUCUCUUUGACACUUGCGGGCCAGUAUCCGAAGAGCGAUAUACGGGUCGUGACGCUCGAGAAGAAUUUGGGCAAGGGAGGCGCUGUGAGGCAUGGGAUGUUGCAUGGACGGGGAAAGCGGCUGCUGAUGGUGGAUGCUGACGGGGCGAGUCGGUUUGAGGAUUUGGAGUUGCUGUGGAAAGCUAUGGAUGACCUUGCUCCUGGAGAUGGACCGUCAUUCGUCGUAGGAAGUAGGGCGCAUCUGGUCAAGACUGAGGCGGUCGUGAAGCGCUCGGUACUACGCAACAUCCUCAUGUACGGGCUGCACACGAUCCUGCGCAUCGUCGGCGUCGGGCACAUCCGUGAUACGCAAUGCGGAUUCAAGCUCUUCUCGCGCGCCGCAGCACAGCAGAUCUUCCCCGCGCAGCAUCUACCGACGUGGAUAUUCGACGUGGAGUUGCUGCUGCUGGCGAAGGAGCUGGGGAUACCUGUAGCUGAGGUGCCGGUGGAGUGGCAUGAAGUUGCGGGGAGCAAGUUGAAUGUAGUGACUGCGUCGUUGGAAAUGCUGAGAGACCUGCUGAUCCUGAGGGCAAACCAUGUCCUCGGACGGUGGGGUCCCAGCAGGAGCAAGACACAAUAA